Paramecium pentaurelia is the source of this 1793-nucleotide messenger RNA. NCBI's taxonomy places the organism in Eukaryota, Ciliophora, Oligohymenophorea, Peniculida, Parameciidae. The record is from the annotation of a GenBank genome assembly.
AUGAGCGGAAGAGAUUUUCAUUUUUAGAGAAGAAGAGAUAAAUAUCCAAGACGAGACUCUUAUAAAGAAUAAAAGUCAAACCCUAAUUUCGUUGAAGAUGGUUCUUUUGUUGGAACUUUAGAAAGAAAAAUUCAACAUUAAAAUUAGACCAUUGAUAAUCUUAUUAAAGCAUUUGAAGAUUCAAGAUUAGAAUAACAAAGAUAAAUCUAAUAUUUAGAAAAAUUGAAACAAGCAGAAGAACAGAAAUAUAGUAUAUAAAUUUUAGAAGAACUUAAGACUCUAAAAUAGAAGAUCAAAAAGAUUGAACAUAGUCCACCUAUUAUAUAAUCUACUUCUUAAAUGUAUUAAUAACCUUUAUUUCCUCCUUUACAUCCUUAAUUUUAAUAAGUUUAUCCCCCUUAAUUUUAUAAUUAUGCUUAAAUUCCAUAUUCAUAGAAUUCAUUUCAUUAAUAAAGCUAACCUAUACAACCUUAAUUUAUAAAUAAUCAAUAAUAAAUUAGGCCUAAAAAACCAAAAGAAAUGGAUACAUUACAUAAAUUUUUAUUGAAAAUGUUACAUGAAAAGGACUAAUAAAAGAAUAAUGACAAGAAACCAAAAGAGAAUUCAGAUGUUCGUUAUGUAACUGAUAUUGAAUCAUCAUAAAAUUACUCUUCCAAAAGAUAGACCCUUUAAACUCCAUUAAUAAAAUCCAGAUCAUAAAGAAGAUCAUAAAAAUAAUAAGAUAGCAUUAGGUCUAAUGUUUCAGACCAUUCUCAAUUAAAUAUUAGAAAAUAAUCUUAAUUAUCUUAAUAAUAGUCAUUAGUAGCAGGAUCAUAGAAAUCUUCAUAAUAAAAGUUUUAAAUAACUUAGCAAAGAUUGAAAUAUUUGAUGAGAAAAUUUAAAGGAAUAGUAAGAUAUUUUUGGAUAGCCUUGACUUAUUUAAAAUAUUGUAAAAAGAUUUGGAAUAUUAAGAUGAUUUCUUUUAAUGAAUAUUCUUAGGAAUAGAUUGGAUAAUAUGAUUCUUAAUUUGUAAAAUAAUAAAUUAAUUAUUUAUAGAACUAUUUGUCUAUCAUAUCAUAAUUCUAUAAGGAAUGUACACUUAAGAAAUAAUUGGAUAAAUCAUGGAUCUUUACUUAAACUUUAGAUAUUCAAGCUAGAUGUCAAACUAUGCUUAGUGUUUUAGAGAUAUUUUUUAGAUAUUUAAUAGUUUAAACUUUAGAUUUUACUAAAGAACAUAUAGAAUUUAUGAAAAGAUUUUCACUUCCCAAAGGAUAUCUAUUAUUAGGACAUAGUAAAUAUGUUACUAGCAGAAUCAAUUUAAGACCAAAUAAUACUUUAAAGUAGGACAAAUUUUAUAUUUAGGAUUGAAACACCUGAACAAUCAAAAAUGUUACUUAUGGAGUAUUCAUUCAUUUAAAUCUUAUUACCAUAAAUAGUUGAAGCUGAUUUCUGGAAAAAGUUAGUAAAUUAUAAAGAAGCCUUAAAAGUUUUUGUUUCAGUUCUUCAUUAUUUAUUUAUAGAUAGAUUUUCUAAUAUUCCUCUUAGUAAAUAAUCAUUACCUUUUAAUGUAAAUUUAUAAAAUAUUAUUUAAGAAAGAAUAUGUUCCUUCAUUUGAUUUUAAUAGAAAUCCUGAAGAAGGAUUUUAUUUGUUAAUUGAUUCAAAUCAUCCAUCAUAUGUUGAAUCUAAGGAAGAAGUGACUUUAGGAUUAUAUACUAAGGCUUAGUUGCAUCCUCUUAUUUUACAUGUUGGAUUUAAGAAAGUCUAAGAAAGCUUUUAGCAGUAUUGUGAUUUAAUUUAUUCUUUCAUUAAAUGA